AUGGGGAUCUGGGUCUUGUUUUUUAUAAUAUUAUACGCUGUCUCCAGUUCAUUCUCACACACUGUGAAGCUGAGGAAAGUCCCUGGCCCAUGGUUGUAUGCAGCAACAAGAUUCAGACUGGCACUAGAUGCCUGGCGGGCGAAAUCCAUUCAUUCUGUGAACAAGCUCCACAGAAAGUACGGGCCUGCUGUGCGAAUUGGACCAAAUGAGAUCUCAUUCAACAGUCUGUCUGCGCUGCGGACGAUAUAUGGGGCUGGAAGUGGCUUCGAGCGGACUUCUUUCUACCAAAUGUUUGAUGUUUACGGCCGACCAAAUCUUUUUACUUUCGCCUCUGGUAAACUCCAUCGUGAACGAAAGAAACUGAUCAGCCACAUUUAUGCAAAUCAGACCGUGCUCGGAGCCAAUGCCUCGCAGCUGGUCAAGAGAAAAGUGGCAGAGUAUCUGACGCUUCUCGAACGAGAGCCCGCUCUCGGGAGAGAGAUCUUUGCAAGUUUACACUAUUUCUCCUUCGAUGCCAUAUCCGAAUUUGUGUAUGGCCCGGAUCAUGGAGGAACUUCUGCCUUAUCAGGAUCUAAGCAGUCCCGAGAACUGAUCCAAGACAUCCUCAACCCAGCGAGGAGGAGAUUGGCAUGGUUCGCCGUUUACUUUCCUGCUUACACAAAGUGGAUCACGACCCGCACAGGUCUUCUGGAGAGAGUGCUGACCUCUAUGGGGCUGAUGCCCAUGCGCAAGCCUUUCACAUAUUCCGGAAUCCGCCAGCAUGCGCUGAAAGCGUUCUACAGCUUCAGAAACGCACCAGGUGCCGUUCAAGCAAAAUCUGCCGAGAGCACAGUCAUUGGCCGCCUAUUUAAGGUGCGAAAUGAUGCCGAUUUGUCUGACAUGGACAUUGCAUCCGAAUGUGCCGACCAUCUCCUGGCCGGAAUUGAUACGACUUCAGACUCACUCAUGUUCAUGAUCUGGGCACUUUCGCUACCUCACCACGAGAAAUCCCAGGACAAGCUCAGGGAGGAGCUGUCGCACAUCUCCGUUGACAACCAGGGCUCUCCAGAGCCUAAGGACUUGACACAACUUCCCUACCUGAACGCGGUAGUGCGAGAGUCUCUGCGACUGUACGCACCUCUGCCUGCGUUUGAACCGCGGUCUUCCCCAGUCGACACACUAAUUGACGGCUAUGAAAUUCCUGCGGGCACAAUCGUGGGCAUGUCACCGUACUGCCUGCAUAGGGACGAGAGUGUUUAUCCUGACCCGUUGGCCUUCAGGCCGGAAAGGUGGCUCACAGAUUCCGGCACCCUGAUCCCUGAGUCGGAUCUCAGGAAUCGAUAUUUCUGGGCCUUCUCUAGUGGUGCACGGAUGUGUAUCGGAAUGCAUCUAGCCAACGCAGAAAUGCUCACGCUACUGGCUGCCUUGUAUCGGAAGUACAAGACAUCUGCAAAACUUCCCGACACGUCGCCUGGUAUCACCAGCAGGUUUGAAAUUUUCCAUGACGAGACGAUGCCCAAGAUGGUGGAACAUGAGUGUCUGAUUGACUUUGCGGAGCUGGGGGCCAGAUGA
This is a messenger RNA of Cladophialophora psammophila CBS 110553, 1551 nucleotides long. RefSeq lists its product as uncharacterized. The transcript has a single exon. The record is from RefSeq and is a predicted model, not a curated record. Lineage: Eukaryota; Fungi; Ascomycota; Eurotiomycetes; Chaetothyriales; Herpotrichiellaceae. Gene Ontology annotation, molecular function: monooxygenase activity; oxidoreductase activity, acting on paired donors, with incorporation or reduction of molecular oxygen; iron ion binding. The coding region runs from base 1 to 1551 and encodes 516 amino acids.